UGUAUCAUGACCGACAAAAACAGAUUAUACGAGUCAUGUUCCGUUAUCACUACGCACAGCCCUGAAUUAAAUCUAACACAUCACUCUAUAGAAUAUUAUAAAGUGUUUUUUACCAUCAAUUUAUUAGUAGGUGUAUUAAAGUUUAUUGAUUAAAACAUUGGAUUGUAUUUAUCUCAAUAUGGCUUUAACUAUGCAAGGCGGUGUAAAAAUACCUUUAAUUGGAUUAGGAACUUUUAAGGAUAUAAAUGAGACUGAACUUGAAGCUACUCUUAACAAAGCUCUAGAAAUGGGUUACAGGCACAUCGAUACCGCAGCAAUUUACGACAACGAGCAUGUCAUUGGUAGAGUACUAAAAGAAUGGUUUACAACUGGAAAAUUAAAACGAGAAGACGUAUUCAUCACAACGAAACUUAGCUUCAACAAAAACCACCCUAAUCUCAUAGAAGAAGCCCUGAAAGAGUCUUUGCAAAAACUUCAACUUGAUUAUGUUGAUUCAUAUUUGGUACAUUUUCCUAUUUACAUGACAGGUCAACUGGGAAAAGGAAAUUUGGAACCGCAACCAACGGACCAUCUGGCAAUCUGGAAAAAAAUGGAAGAACAAGUAGACGCCAAGCGAGCCAGAACUAUUGGAAUUUCAAACUGGAAUAUGCAACAGAUUGAUAGGCUUAUUAAAAACGCCAGAAUUAAACCAGCCAAUACACAAAUUGAGCUCCAUCUUUACUUCCAACAAAAAAAAUUGGUUGAAUUUUGUCACAAAAAUAAUAUCGUUGUUGUUUCUUAUGUGCCACUCGGAUCCACUGACACUGGUGAUUUUACCGCCAAAACCUACGGCAGGAACAUCAUUUUGCCAAAUGUACUUCAAGAACAAGUGGUAACUAAAAUAGCUGAAAAGCAUAAAAAAUCUGCUGCCCAAGUGAUUUUACGUUAUUUAAUUCAAAAAGAUAUUGUCGUUAUACCUAAAAGUAUUAAUCCUCAGAAACUGAGACAAAAUUUACAAAUUUUUGAUUACAAUUUGGAUUCGGAAGAUGUCAAAGCUAUGGAAGAUUUAGAUAGAGAUAUGGACGGAUUAAUAUUUCAUCAUGGUUUUUUGAAUCAACAUGUUACUAUGCAUCCAGAGUAUCCAUAUAAAGAAUAAUUUCAUAAAAAGUAUGGAGUCUUAAUAUUAUAAGUCCAGCUAUUGCAUUCUUUUGUUUAUAAUAUAAAUAAAGGUUUAAUAA
Psylliodes chrysocephalus is the source of this 1217-nucleotide messenger RNA. Lineage: Eukaryota; Metazoa; Arthropoda; Insecta; Coleoptera; Chrysomelidae. The record is from the annotation of a GenBank genome assembly.